Choloepus didactylus (southern two-toed sloth) is the source of this 1552-nucleotide messenger RNA. It is a transcript of the gene MRRF, whose product is annotated as mitochondrial ribosome recycling factor. The transcript has 8 exons. The record is from RefSeq and is a predicted model, not a curated record. Bases 285 to 1073 code for a protein of 262 amino acids. NCBI's taxonomy places the organism in Eukaryota, Metazoa, Chordata, Mammalia, Pilosa, Megalonychidae. Gene Ontology annotation, biological process: translation. Gene Ontology annotation, cellular component: mitochondrion. Gene Ontology annotation, molecular function: ribosomal large subunit binding.
ACCGCCGCAGCUAGGCUGCGGGUGACGCGUUACGCCCGCGCCGCCGCGCUACCCCGUGACGUCACCACGCCGGCGCCGCCGCCAUCGCUGCCGUCGUACGACCGUUUCCUUAGUAUCCCGGGCUGUAGCGGGCUUAUUAAUAUCAUGAUGAUAAAGUUAUGAUGGAAACUAUUCAGAGAGGUUGAAUGACCUACCCGAAUUCACAAGCUAAUAAGUUGGGAAACUGAAAUUUAAGUUCAAGACUGCUUCCAAAACCCAGAUGUUCACUAAAAUCGUCUUCAGUAAUGGCCUUGGGAUUAAGGUGCUUCCGCUUGGCCCACCCUGCCUUUUGCAGCUCCCUUGCAGCCCUGACCAGACCUGUUUCAGAAGUUACACUGAAGAUGUUGAGUGGAAGACAAAAUGACCAUAGGCAAUACAUGGCCUACCCAGCUUUACCAGUCCGCCAUUUUGCUACCAAGAAAGCCAAAGCCAAAGGAAAAGGACAGUCUCAAACCAGAGUGAAUAUUAAUACUGCCUUGGUUGAGGAGAUAAUCAACUUGGAAGAGGUAGAUGAAGAAAUGAAGUCUGUGAUGGAAGCCCUCAAUGAUAAUUUCAACAAGACUCUCAAUAUAAGGACUUCGCCAGGAUCCCUUGAUCAUAUCACUGUGGUAACUGCUGAUGGGAAGCUUGCUUUAAACCAGAUUGGCCAGAUCUCCAUGAAGUCGCCACAGCUGAUUUUGGUUAACAUGGCCAGCUUCCCAGAGUGUACAGCUGCAGCUAUCAAGGCUAUAAGAGAAAGUGGAAUGAAUCUGAACCCAGAAGUAGAAGGGACACUGAUUCGGGUGCCCAUUCCCAAAGUAACCAGGGAACACAGGGAAAUGCUGGUGAAGCUGGCCAAACAGAACACCAACAAAGCCAAAGACUCCUUAAGGAAGGUUCGUACUAAUGCAAUGAAUAAACUGAAGAAAUCAAAGGAUAAGACCUCAGAGGACACCAUCAGGCUCAUAGAGAAACAGAUCAGCCAAAUGGCCGACGAUACAGUUGCAGAGCUGGACAGACUCCUUGCAGUGAAGACCAAAGAACUCCUUGGAUGAAAGUCUACCAGAGGCCAGCAACGCUGUAGAGUUCAGUUCCUGUGAAUCUCAUGGCAAAUCGAGACUCUCUACCCCAUCCGUACAGAAGGCUGGUACUGGGCAGUUGUUGCUCUUUAUGAGACCCAGCUUUCCACUGGGGCCCCCAGACUUGCUCACUCUCUUCCUAACCCCUGCCUGCCCCAUUCUGCUCUGCAUCUGCUGACAUGAGUGGCCCUCAGAGAAUAUCUGCAGAGGGCCUUUACUCAAGACAUUAUCUUGACUGACGUAGCCAAGAGAAUAGGGCCAUUGGCAGUCUUAGCACCGCCUGCUCUUCAUUUUGGAAACCUUUCAAGCAAGCAGUCAGGCUCUAUCCCAACUUUGAACUCUGCUUGGGUUAAUGUGGGCCUUCACCUAUGACAAAGGUUACGUUUGUUAGAUGCCCAUUUUCACUGAACUAUAAAAUCUAAACAAAUUGGAAAGAAUAAAAACCACAAAGGAAA